Molecule: messenger RNA, 1643 nt
Organism: Cucumis melo (muskmelon)
Lineage: Eukaryota; Viridiplantae; Streptophyta; Magnoliopsida; Cucurbitales; Cucurbitaceae
Product: B3 domain-containing transcription factor VRN1-like
Exons: 4
Coding region: 330-1493 (387 amino acids)
Molecular function (GO): DNA binding
Source: RefSeq, a predicted model, not a curated record
UAAUUAAGACCAAAGCUCCAGGCAGCAGCUAGAUGGUACAGAAUGGAAAUUCCUACAGUCCUUUGAAGAAGACGGAUAUCAUUAGUUGAAAGGACACUCCCAUUUUUUCAAAAAACCAACUUCAUCUUCUCCAUUAAACUUCAUUUCAUUCUCUGCACAUCACUGUCAAUGGCUUCUGCUCCUAAGUUUUUCAAAAUCCUUCUCACCACUAAUAUCGAAGACCCAAAAUUGGUGAUGGCAAUAGUUUUUUCUUUUUUUCUUUUUUUAACUUUGCCUUUUCAAGUUCUGUAUUGUCUGAAAGAAAUGAUUUUUUUGCUCUGUUUUUUUAGAUGAUUCCGAGAAUGUUUAUAAAAGAUUAUGGUAAGUUUUUAUCAAAUUUCGUGAUUCUAGAGCUUCCAGAUGGAAGGGAAUGGAAAGUCGGCUUGACGUGGAGAGAUAAUGGCUCUGUUUGGCUGCAAGAAGGAUGGGAUAAAUUCUCCGAACAUUACUGCUUAGAGUAUGGUUUUUUGUUGGUUUUUAAAUUAUUGGAUAGAAGAGGAACUUCGAGUUUUAAAGUAAACAUAUUUGACACAACAGCAAUGGAAACCCAAUAUUCUUGGAAUGUUAACGAUUUUACAGAAGAAUUUGAUUCGGAUUCUGAUGCAAGUUCCGAGAGUCUUCGCCCACAUUCGAAGAAGAGGAAGAAGGGUUCGCUUCCUCGUCGAUUUAGUAAGAAAACAAGACAGGAAGAUUUUUUUUUAAUCAAAACAGAACCUGAAGAAGAAGAAGGAUGCAACAUUUUUAGUGAUAUACCAAAAGAAGAAGUUGAAAUUUCAAGGAGAAGAGAAGAAUUAAAAAACAGAGGUGAAUCAAAUGAGAAACUUGGCUUUAAAGUUGUGAUGAGCGAAUCAAAUGUUGGAGGUAGAUUUAAUUUGGUUAUUCCUAAGGAAUUUGCAAGAAAAUACUUAUCAGAUGAAGUUGGAAGUAUAAGCAUCCAAACAGAAAAUGGUAAAAAAUGGUCACUUUUGUACAGAUGGAAUGAAGGUAAUGAUGAAGUUGCUUAUAUUUCAAGAGGAUGGAGGGAUUUUGUAGAAGAAAAUCUGUUGAAACCAGGGGAUGUUGUGUUCUUUGAAGUCAUUAAGAAAGACAAAUUUUUAUUCACCAAAUUACGAGAGAAUAUCACAGUUCCCUCUUCUUCUCCAAAGGAAAAAAUUUCGUCAACCACAAACCCUUUCUUCAAAGUGCAGAUUCACAAGAAAAGCUAUGGGAAUGCAGCUCUGAACAUUCCACUGGGUUUUGCAAAAGAGCAUUUUUCACCAGAAAUGCAUUAUGCAAAGCUUCAAGUUAGGAACAAAGAAUGGGAAGUGACAUUGAAGCAAUAUGUGAAUCACUACAGACUCUCAGCUGGUUGGAGUAAAUUUUAUCAUGAGAAUAUGUUGAGAGAUGGGAAUACAUGCUUGUUUGAAAUGGUGAGCAAAAAAAAUUGCAUUUUUAAAGUUUCCAUUUUCAGUUAGUUAUUUACAACCUAAUGUAGUGCUUCAAUAGGACUACUAACUGCUUUUAUUAUUUGUUGUUGUUUUUUCAUUUUGGGAAUUGUAUCAAAAUCUGAAGAAUGUAAAGUUUGUGUGGGCUUUAUGUUUCUUUCCUUUAGUGGAAAGAUGACC